ACUGAUAUAUAUAAUAUAGAUACUUAUAAAAUGUAUAAGAUAAGCUUCUUUUUAAUUGUUGUGGUCAACUCAUUUAACGAAGCCCAGAGUUCGAUGCUCAAUGCAGACGCCGAAGCAAGGUGCAUGUCGUGGGCAAUGAAGCGAUUAACAGGAGCUGAAGACGUAAGUCAAAGUGAACAAAAUACAACAAAUAUUCUGGAACGUUUGCCCGACGAAAUGAGUGAAAUUGACAACGUUGGCCCGUAUAGACCAGGAAAGCGUGGCCCUCCUGGAUCAAGUGGCCCACAAGGUCCCCCUGGUUUACCCGGUGUUUGCGAUUGUAUCCCGGAAGAAGUAAUAAUAUUGCAGGAAGAAAACAAAGAUUUGAAAGAAAAAGUUCAACGGAUCAGAAAAACAUCUCCAGAAACGUUUUGCCUACUUGGAAUGAAAGCCUCAACUAUACCUGAUAGUUCUAUUACAGUCUCUUCAAACCCUGAUCAAAAAACGUACAGCAGGUUAGAUUAUCCAUCUCACGGAUGGUAUCCAAGUGCAAACAAUCCAGGUCACGAAUGGAUAAUGACAGACCUUGGUAAAAUUCGACCAGUUACCGGUGUCGUAACACAAGGAAGAUAUAACAGUGAAUAUUGGACGAAACAGUUCCAGGUUGAGCAUAGCCAGAAUGGUUUCAACUUCACUGAUGUCAAAAAGAGUGACGGGAGCGAAAUGGUAUUCUAUGGCAACUCAGAUCGAAGCACGAAAGUUGUCAACAGAUUUCCGAAACCCGUUCUGACAAGAUUUGUUCGAAUUUAUCCCAUGGCCUUCUAUAACGGAAUGUAUAUUCGUUUUGAUGUAAUUGAUUGCUAAAAAAUAUAUAUUGCAUAUUUAUCUUCUACAAUUGAAAAGAAUAAUUAUCUCAUACUUCUCAAAUAAUAUGUCAUAACACCGCCUUGAGACAUUGAUUUCCCUCUGUAUAACUAAUCAUUCACUCAUCUUUGCAUGUUGCAAACUUAAAUAUUUAUAGAUUUCAUCGGGAAUAUAUCUCUGCUACACAUGAAGAGUAUUUCCCAACUAAUUUUUCAUAACACCCUCUAGCUAAACUUUAGAUUCUUGAUGAUUGUAAAAUAAAAAAUUCUCACAAAAACUCAAGUAGCUUAUGCCUAAUAAUAAUAGACCAGAUGAAGGCAUCAAAAUCAAAGAUACGCUGAAUUUGUUUCUGCUGGCAUAGAUCAAAUGUCAUGCUAAGAUAUUUCUUUAUUCAUAGUUUCAUUCUUUAAACAAGGGGUGUGCAAACUACGGCCCGCGUGCCAAAGUCGGCCCACAAGGAAAAAUUGUGCGACCCGCGGAGAAAUGCCAUUUUUGAAUGGUGUGCUCGCAAAACAAGUUUUUAGUUUAGUUAAUCUGGUACGUGCGAGCAAUUCCAAUCCUUUUGCGUCGCAAAGCAUUACAUGAGUGCCACUGUCAUAUAUAUUAACAAAACUAGCUAGCAAAUCCUGUUGUAAAAUACACGAUGUUAUAAAAACGUGUUUAUCACUGAAUUCGUUUAAAGUCGGCGUGACAAUAAAUUUGAAUAGCAGUUUUUUUCGGAAAUUUAUGCGUUUUAAUUCACCUGCAACUACUAGAAACGCUAUCUUAAAUAAAAGUGCGGUCAGCGGCCGCACCCGGAUACUUGUAUCUGGCUCUUUUGUAAAAAAAGGUUGCACACCCCUGCAAGUAGAUUGCCAGUGUUUCUUGUUCUCUGAAUAAAGUAUCGUAUCACAGAA
Styela clava is the source of this 1739-nucleotide messenger RNA. RefSeq names its product neuropilin-1-like. The record is from RefSeq and is a predicted model, not a curated record. NCBI's taxonomy places the organism in Eukaryota, Metazoa, Chordata, Ascidiacea, Stolidobranchia, Styelidae.